GAAAAGUAGAGGAAAACAGUCGUAAUUGGAUUUGAAAAGUGAAUACUCGCCUUGAGCGUGUGUGAAUUCUUGUAACUUCUGAUGGGUGCGUAUGGUUCGAAAGUGGAAAUUCUAGAAAAGUGCUACUGACACGUGUUUUCGGCAAGUUUCCUCGAGCAGAAGUUGUGUAAGGAUCGUGUGUUGGGGAAACAAGUGACAAUACAUUAGUCAUCGGCAUCGUGGAAAACCAAGCGUCACAUUUCGGUGGCAUCCGAGUGAAUGAAGAAAAAGGAUUACCAGUGGAUUUAAGCUACAGUACAUUUGGAUUAUCUUCACUGGGUGAACUUUUGUUAUGCUCAUGAAGGGAAAACCUUAAAAGGACCAUUGUAGCCGACAGCAGAUAUCAGGAGGACUCGAUAGCAGACUUCACAGAAACACAUUUCCAACCCGGGCUGAGUGACCUCCAAAAUCGAUCUCCUUCAUCAGUAUUGCCUAUUAGAGUUGGUGUGCUGUGCCGGCGGAGGUUUGUGCAACUCAGCACUCAGUCAGUUGUGUAAAAGAAGAACCUUACCAAACAACAAAACAACAGCAAUCUUGACCAAGUGAAGUAGAUAAGUGUUGGUGGAACGAACGGACGGACGGACGGAACGAUAAUAGUGAAGAAAAUCGAUUGAACAACCGCCGCCAGAGCCGGAGAAUUUCCCUUGAGACUCGCGACCCACGAUAGUAGGAGCUUCGUUGUCGUUGGUUGUAGCUACAUAUAAAGCUAAUAAAGCAACAGCGGAAAAAAAACGGAAAAUCCGAUACGCGCUCGUGGAUCUGUUUUUUGUUGUCGGACGAGGAAGUCGAUCUAGUGGGGGUGUCGUCGUGUGGAGGAGCCGAACACCGCCACAACGCGACAGCGAGAGGUGAUUAAUAAAAGUACUUCCCAUGGUUUAGCAACAGCUGGAGGCAGUGAUCGACACAAGAGGUGCUCACUCCAAUGACAGACGGAUCAGAGAAAAGAGAAGAAAUCGAGUGAGGGGAAAAGAAAGUGAAUUAUACCGCCACAAACAAGUAAAAAAUAAACGCAUUCGGCUUUUGGAGCUUUUCGAAGCAGAUGAAGAGCAAUUUUGGGAGCAAGUUGAUUGUGCACCUCAUCAUCAUCAUCAACAUUCCCUUCAACGGCGAGGGCCGCUCAGUCGUCAGGUGCCGUGUGUAUUGAAAACGUGCGUUCGCUGAAUAGUGGCUUGCCAGUAGUCAAGUGUAGCGAGUUAAUUUAAUUUAUUUGGGUUUGAACUUUUUCCCAUUUUAGUCGUUUUUUUUUGCGGGAGAAGCUGCAAAGUGUGAGAUAAGGGCAGACAAGAAAAAAGUGAAACCAUCCAUCUGUUUGCCUUGCUCCUUCCCUCGCACGUUCGAUUCGAUCAGAGUGUGCUGCAGCAUGCCAUGCAGUCUGAGUGAUGUCGUGGGAAAAGAAGCACCAUUCCAAUGAGCGCUGAUUCGAAGUUUGCCCAUUUUAACGGGAAAGGAGAAAAUUUUAAAACAAAUAUUGAAAUUAGCCGGAGAAGAUUAGCCGUGGUUCGAGAGAAGAAAAAAAAAAGCGCAAACUAAUUAAACUGGCUUAAAUCGAUCCGCGCGGAAUAGUCUCGGAGAUUACCGACUCAUCUGAGCCAGAGUUGAUUUGAUUGGUGCUGUGUGAGUGGUGAGAAAUUAGGCCCCUAUUGUGAUUUGAUGUGCUUUUUAGCGGAAACCCGGUGGCAGGUAAAUGACAAGUGAAAGGACGGAUCAAAAGAUUAAUCAGUCUAAUGCUCUCUGGAUGCAUCGCGGCGAGGAAAGUGAAUAGAUAAGCAGCAGUGUGUUGUGGUCGGAAAACAAAUAUAAAUUAGUUGUUUGAUCCGGUGGGAAUUAUCGCGUGCGUGCACCUGUGUGUAUGUGUGUAGAGGUCAGACUGGCGUAUAUGUGAUCGGAACGGUUUUGGUGACGUUGAUUUUGGGGCUUUUCAUUGGCGGCAGCCGUAGCAGCUGGCAGUGAGGUUAGAGCGCAGAGGAGCAGGAGGAGCAGAAACGUGCUGGAGAACUAAUUUGGAUGAAAAUAUGUCAAAGGACCCCACUCAGUCACGGAUACCACGGAUCGGCAGCACCACGAGCAGUAGAAUCCCAGUUCCCGGAUCGAUUCGACCUUUACAAGCACGAUUCCACCAGUCAAAACUAGCGAAACCCUCCUCGAUCCCACCACCGACGACCCCGUUCGCCACUCCAGCCACACCGGCACCGAAUGGCUUCCUGAGGCCUCUCAGGUCUGCAGCGGUCAGCAUCGCCCGAUCCUACUCCGGGGACACACUAUGCGGUGAACUUAGCCCGCUUCCGGCUCUAGCCGCUUCCACUCCGGCCCCGGCGCUGAAGCCCACCAGCGGAUUGGAGUUCUACCGAAAGCUGGAGCUGGCAUCAACCGAAAAUCUGCAUGAUACAUUUGCCGUUGCGUCAUCGCCGUUGUCAUCACUAUCUAAGCGAGGCCCUGCUGCGGUGGAUUACAACGAUGACGGCCUUAUGCUGGUAGACGAAUCGCUGGAGCUGGUCCGUGCCGAUAGCACAGACAAUAUAUUGCUGACAGAACUUCAGAACGGCAGCAUCAACAUGUUGAAACCUGCGUCCAGUAACGAAACCGUGACGCUCAACUGCGACGGAAACGUCACGUAUGAGGUCAAACGUAGCGAAACGUUUGUCAAGUUGUCCCAGGAGUCGCUGAAGCUCGGCGGUAGUCGAGAAUCAUUGAACCGAACGAGGGGAGCGUCAUUGUUUCAGAGUAGCAGCAAAUCGAGUGGCGAAUCGCCGAUUUUUGACAAAACACAUUCUGUUUUGAUUGAUUUGGGAGAUGGUAAAGGAGCAUUCUGUUCGACAAUGGUCUCCGAUCGACCGAUGAACGUCACACAAAACAUUCCAAAUAUUACUGCGGAGAUGGAAGCUUUGCCGCACAUCAAACGGCAAAGUUUACUGUACCAUACUAAUGAAGUGCUCAGCCCGGAUCGGCUAUUAUCUGCGGAGUCGAUGACUCCGCAGCGUCCCACUAGACUGACGUUCAAUCUGAACGAAACUACGAAUCUUUUGCACAUUUCUGACCCGGUGGCGAUAUUGAACAAGACACAAGUUUUCAGUUCAACUAUGCACUCGCCUCUGGCUGUAGGGUCGAUCGAGGAUGUUUUAAACGUAACGAGGGAUAUCCAGGGAUCCAGUUUGGUUGCCGCGAUGCAUUUGGGGGUGCCACUUGACGUCAGUGCCGGAGAUCGAACGUUAACGGCGGAGGAUUUCGAAGGAGGUCGACUGAAGUUAGGUGAAACCAUGAAUAUGGAUGACGGCGGAGCAGUGAGGGAUAUUUUUGAUCUAAGCUUAGAUGAGCCGCCUUCCGUCGGGAGGGAAGAGGUGCCAAUACGGCCCAUUGAAGGGAGAACUUCAAUUCCAGCCAGACAGCGAUUUUCGUUUGGGCUAGAUUUGACGGAAUGUACGUUGGAUUGUUCGAUUGAGCUGUGCGAUUCGUCACUGUCAUCGACCAAACCCCAUAUUAAAUCCCCCGUUUCGACCAGUUUGACGAAGCAAGGCUCGUUCGAAAUGGACGAGAGCUUGGGAAUUUUGACACCGGAUCAGAUGAAGGAAUUUUUAGACUCUACAACUACGAAUACAAACAAUACGAACAAUUUGGAGCUCCAGUUGAAUACCGGUUCCCACAAGCAUGGUCUCCAUCAUUGCCGGAUAGAUCAAACUCCAUCGCCGGAGGAGCUCCCAUUGGACCCGGUGGGCGUCAAAACCGACAUGUCGGACAUUAUUCUACCCUCGGAGAUCCUUUCGAAUGCCGGACCGAUCAUGUACCAGGAAAUAUCGCAAACUGAUUCCGAUUCGAAGACGGAUCAGAUGACGAAAUCUGCCACCUCCAAGGUGUCCAACAGCUUUAUAACGAGCAUCACAAGCAUCACCAGUUUGGACACCGGGUACCAAGGUGAUGGGGAAAUGUCCCGUCCAGCAAGUCGCGGAGCCGACCACUCCCCAUCGAAUGGGCCGAAGAUCAAGAAUCAAGCCGCAGGUGUUUGGAAUGUUCCAGCGGCUCAGCCAGCUCCUGUUCCGCGACGACCGGAUCCGAUGACGGAUAGUGAUUUCUUUACCGAAAGUGAUGCCGAUGAUGUGUUCAACCGGGGAGAUCGAAGGGCGCAGAUAAUCGAUGGCCAACUGUACGGACCGAUGCUGCAGGGGGCUAAUGUAUUCAUAAAUCAACAACCGCAGAAUGAAGAUUCGUGCAUGGAGUCGAGUGGUAUCUUUACGGAUGUGGAAAAUCGCGGGGAGGAUGAUCUCGUGCAUAGAAGGUCCGAGAACGAAGACCAAGUGGAUCGUGAUGAAGCCGAGAAUUCCAUGAACGGGGUAGGUCAACUGGUUGGAGAUAGCGAUAUGAGCCCCGACGUAUCCACUGAUACGAUCAGCAGUAGCAAUACUGCUUGCAGUCAGAAGAAGGUGAUUCCGGCGAACGCGGGGAAGAUCGAAGGCGGUGCUAAUUGUUUACAAUGUGCUUCAAUGGAUCCAUCAGCGAAUGCAAACGCCUCAUCACCUGCACAAGUCGUGGAGAAGAGCUUCGAUGGACCAACGCCGCCGGAGAGUGACGUCACUAAACACGUUGUCACACCUUCGAUAAGUGGUGGCGCCGCUAAUACAACAGCGACGUCGCAGAUCCAACCGUCACCGUCGGUAACCUCUCUAGUGAGCGACGUCGACAGCCGAAACGAUAGCGAAAACAUCGCCGUUGGUAUUGGUGCUAGCAAUAAAGCCGAGAGCGCAACCAACAUCACCAUCGUCCGAGCGGGCCCAAAUGCUAGUAGCAGUACCGACAGUUUGUCUGGCGCGCCCGUCGGUAGUGGAGGUAUUAGCAGCAAUAAUGGUUGCGGCAAAAAGCCCGGCUCCAGUCGUAAACAGCAGAAAAACGAAACCAAUUUGGUGCUGAAAAAACAUGAGAUGUCGUCGCGCGCGGUCAAGUCGCGCCUCUUCAAGGAAAGCCCCGUGUCGAAGGCGUCGCGUAGUGUCGGUGGAAGUGCCCUGAAUCUGGACAUCGAGCAUGAGUGCGAAAAUCAGGAAAACAAGCGUCCCACCAGUGCGAAUCGCGGUGGCUGCGGUGGUGGCCCUCGUGCUAGUGGUAGUGUCGGAAAUUUAAGCUUUACGAAGAAAUCAGCCACCCCGAACAAAUGGGACGCAGUGAUGAGUAAAAUUGCCGAGAAUAAGGCGGUGAUCAAGAAGAAUUUCAGUGAUGUGAAAUCGAAAAUCAGCUGCGGAAAAACGGUCGUGUCGACGUCUUCGUCGUCCCUGGUGGCAGGGCGGCGUCUGGAUUCGCCGGCGUCGCUCAAAAGUCCACCGUCCGAAUGUAGCAGUGUGGGCAAUCGGAGCAUCGGUGCCAUUCCGAUGACCGGUGCCGGUGGGAAGCGGACCAUUUCCGGAUCGGUGAAGCGCAGUCGAACCCACAGCAAAGACAGCCAGCAAAGCUCGCAGAGUGAUCUCAGUCUGACGGGUGGAUCACCGAAGUUGCAGCCGAAAGUUUCCAGCAUACGACCAGCCAAGAAACGAGAUGUGCGCACAAUCAACUCGUCGUCCAGUGAUUUGGGUCCACCGUCGAAAACCGUCGGCAGCAAUGUCAACCCCGUUGGACCCCAGCAGCAGUCGCAGCAUCAGCGAGCCAGUCUUCGAGUGUCGGCCCCGUUGCAGAAACGAAUAUCAUCGCCAGCCAACGUGACGAACGCUUCGAUCGUUCCGGAGCAGCGGAAGGGAUCGCCACCACCGAAGCGCAAUCUCAUCGCAAAACGAACGCUUUCGGCUAUCAGUGCUGGCAGCAAGAACAAUACCACCACCGCCACCAUCAACACCAGCACCACUGCAGUACAUGUGGUGAAAACGCCAUUGAAAGAUCACAACCGCUUAGUUGGCCCAACGCCGAAUGCCAAACAGCAGUCCGGAACAAAUUCCCCGAAAUCGCAAACGAAGACCUUGAUCCGUUCCCUCCCGGCAGUAGCACCACCCACAACGACCACCACGACGCCAUCCUGUCCGAAAAACAACAACAACAAUAACAACAGCAUCACCAGCAAUGGGACGUCACUGAAGAAUGCUGCCAACAUUCAACGCAAUGGUACCAUUAUCCUGGAAAAGACGAGCUCUCCUCUGAUCUUGGGAGGAGAUGCUCGCUGCACCGGACUGGCUCCGGCGGUCGUCAGCGGGGGACAGCAGCCGAAACAGAAGAUUGGCAACGAGACGACAUUGGCACCCGUCGUCGUCGUCGGUGGCGGCGGCGGUGGAAACAAUGUGGAAUCGCUCCGCAACAACAAUUUAGUCGAUAUUAGUUUGCUCAAUCAUGCCAACCGGGGCGUGGAAGCGCUGGGAGUUUUAGUACAAUACUUAGUUUUUAAUCUGGAUGCCUUUUCCUGUCCCAAUAUCAAAAAAUCCCAUCAGAAGACCACCCAUGACCUGCUAGAGACCAAAUCAAUGCUCAAUGAGGAGCGCAGCACGUGCCAGUCGCUCAAGCAGCAGCUGCUGGAGAACACCGAACGGGAGGCAGAACUUCAGGAACUGCACCGAUGUGAACUUAGUAAAGUGGAAGCCUGUCUCAGCGAGCAGCAACGCUCGGCUGCCGAUCGGACCACAGCCCUGCAGGCGGAACUGCUCCGAAAGGAGCUGGAAGCGGACGAUAAGCUACGAUCCGCUACGGAACAAUACGAAUCCCGUCUGGCCGAGCGGGAAGCGGAGCUCAAGCAGUCGCAUAUGCGCGAACAGGACCUGCUCCAGCGAAUAAACGCCCUCAGCUGCACGGAGAAUGAGCUCCGCGAGAAGGUGCACUCCAGCGAGCUGGACUAUAGCGAGCGCCUUCAGGCCGCAGCAUUGCGCGAACGUGACCUUACCGAACAGCUAAAACAUCUCAAUCGGCAGAUGGCGGAAGUGCGCCGAACAACGGACGCUCGGCAGCAGGAGCUAGAGGAGAAAGUUAGCCUCACACAGGACGAGUGUAACGUGCUGCGGCACCAUGGUCGGGCUUCGUUGGAACCAUCGUCGCCACAAGAAGACCGAGAGACGUCGCGAUAUUCUCUGCGUGGAGGAUCCACUGUUGCUGCGGAGCUUUCGUUCACCGGGGUUCCGCUGCAGACGAACCGGUCGUCGGGAAAUCUCAGCCCGGCACAGGUGCUGCAGGACGAGGUGAACAGCCUGCGGUGCGUGCUGGACCUGAAGCAGCGGGAGAUUUCCGAUUUGAGAAAGCUGACACAGGAAUACGAACGCGAUGCGAAGGAUCUACCGGGAGCGUUGGUGAAGAUCUCCGCUCUGGAGUCGAGGAUCGAGGAUCUCCAGGUGCAGCUCAAGACCAAAACCGAGGAGGAAAAGGAUCUCCAGCAGAAGCUGAAGCUACUCCAGGACAACCUGAAGCAGGAAACCAAAUCCAAGAGCCGCCUGUCCCAGCACAACGAGGAACUCCAGUGGAAGCUGAAGCAGAACUCCGAAAAAUUCUCCCACGUGUACGCCGAGCUGUCCAAGAGCUACCACGAGAAUUCCAGCUUCAUGAACGCAACGCGCCUUAGCUUGGACCAAACGGCGACCAGCACCAUCGCCCACUACCAGCUGAACCACAGCCGAUCCAGCGGUGGCUCGGAACGGGUAUUCGAGAUGGACGACCUAUCGCCGCCGACUUCCCCCGUCAUCAAGGGGGUGGUCGAAAAGAGCGACUCGGUGUCCUGGGUACUGGAAAUGGACGACGAACCGCCGGAGAUUACGGCCUCUCGGAUGGUUCGCCGGGCAGGAUCGUUUCGAUCUUCGAUCGGUACCGGCAGUCAGGAUGUCAAGCGACAGCGAUGUUUCAACAAUCCAAUCAACGGGAUUCAACAGUCCAGCUCGGUAGGAUCGAUUCUGAAGCAGCAGGAUGUUUCACCGGCCAAGACGAUGGGAGGACCACCUGGUACUCCGAGACUGAGAUCCAAGUCGGUUAGCAUUAAGGCGGCAACCGAACCACCAAAGAAGAUUGUCCGCUCGAACUCCGGUGCUUCAUCGUCGGCGGUUUCCAAGCCCAUCCGGAUGGCGGAGAUGCCACUCUCGUGGAAGGAACCGCCGCUGUACAGUAGCUCACCGUACGCUCACAAGAGGUUUCUGAACGAACGGCUGGAGAACGGCGGGGCCAGUAAGUCGUUUCGGGAGGGGAAGGAUUUAUUUCUAGAAGAGACGGAAUUUCUAGGGGACAUGGGAGGCGAAAGCCCGUUCAGCAGGAGCCGAGUGGGAUCGUUCGGGGAGGUUUCCGCGGAGGGAGCUUCAGAGCAACCGGCAGAGUUUUUUCAUCGAGACAAGACCCCAAACUUUAAGAAAAGCAAAGAGAACCGUGGUCUAAUAACAUGUGAUACGACAGCGCUGACCGAGUCCGGGGGUGACACGCCAGCGCUCAAGAAACGACGUGAAUUCGCACGCAAAAAUCUUGCCGGGAAGAGUAGCUCGUUACCAAAGGAAGCGGCCGGAGAGGCGUUGGUAUCCGGUUCGAACUCGGACGAUGAGGCAUCGUCCUCGUCUUGUCUGUCGGAUGACCUCUCGUCCGGGGGAAGCAGCACUAGUAGCAGCAGCAACAGCAGUAGCGGUUCUUCCAGCACUGGAGGAGCGUCGUCUCCCUCCCGAUCGUCGGGCGAUGGGAGGGAGGCUCUGGUAGAACUGGAAGAAAGCGAGCAAGUGUGCGGUGCUGCCAGUGGUUCCGGAGGCGAUCGACGGCGGCGACGUUCGUCCACCAUUUCCAUCGAGGAUGCACUGAUGCAGAAAAUCGUAGCUAGUCUGAACGGAACCAUUGCCAACGAGGGCAACGAGACGCCCAUGGAGGUCAGCUGGUCCGAGGACGGGGAUCCGACCGAGUCGAUCGUAUGACAAGACGAUGAUAGCUUUUAAAUGUUACGGAAGAGGAAAGAUGAAAACUCGUUUCUGUUGAGUCCAAAUGCUGCUGACGACUUCAAUGGCUCGAAAAUCGGCGAAGAUCCUGAUUUUUUACGAUAGGUUCUGUUUUUUUUUUACAUAGUUAGUCAGGUUAUUCAGUUGUUAAAUGUAUAAUUUGCUGUAUUUAUAUGUGAAAGUCAGUAAAGGAAUGGUUUGGGUCGAGCAGAGGGAGAGAAGGAUUUGAGUUUCGAAUGAGAAUGAAAGUUUGGUUCUUUGUUUUUUUUUCAGUUUGUUCAUUUUUAACGAGUAUUUGUUCGAUGGCAUGUUUGAGUUUGUGUUUAAAAUCCAACUAAUGGAAGCAGCAGAUAAUAAUCAAUACUUGAAACAGUCAGUCACAGAGAGAAAGAGAAAGAGAAAAGAAGAAGGUUUAGUAAUUUGGUGUCCUUGUAACUAUUAGUCGAUAUAAGACAGAGGAGAAAGAAGGAAGGAUGUGUUAUUAGAAGAGUAAGUAAUUUUGGUCGACCUUCUGAUCGGAAAGUCGGCGUUCGAAAAUAAUACAAGAAAUGCAAGAACUCGCGAAAGCGAAGCAGAAAUUGUCCUUUGGCAGAAGAAAUAUUUAAUUGUUACUAGACUUAUAAGCAAGAGAGAUUUAAUGCAGAAUGUAAAAACUCGUCGAAAAUAAUAAAAAUCAAAAAGCUUCUAGCAAUUUGACCCCAUUUGUGUAUAAAACUAUAAUAAUCUUUAAGACAAGCAACCGAGAGAUGAUUUGUGAAGAAGGCACCGCGGAAAAUUUUGGACCAGACAUUGAUCCCUUCGAUUACGAAUGAUUGAAAACGAAAAAAAAAACAAAACAGAAUUGGUGCUCAUUUGGAAAUUGCGCAUUCGCUGCGGCAUUCAAAGUGCUGUCGCCGAACAGUUUGUCACAUAUUGUGUAGUAGUUUGUAGUGGAAGUUUACUAAAAAAAUAAAAUACACAAUAAAGGAUUAUGCUUAACCCAAUUUGGAAUCUUUGGAUGAGGAAUAAUCAAACUACAUUUUUAAUUAGAGCAGGAGUCGUUCGAGACGAGCUAACUCUGUAGGUACGUGAGACUAUAUUGGAACCAAUUUGUAGCGUUUUAUCUAACUACCAGAAAUACUUUUCCAUUUACAUUACACAGCAGAGAGAAUGUUUAUUUUUUGUUUCAACCUUAUUCUCAGAUUGCUAUCAAUGUUCAAAAUAAUACCGAGUUGAUGACUUAAUGCAACUGCCUUGCAAUGGCUUUAAUCAUUUUUUUUUACCACCAGCAAAGAGGCAGUGAGAAUGGCAACUCGUUGCAAAUUUUGUUCUUCAGUUCGAUGAGAGACGGAACUUGUGAAAAUGAAAGAUGGAAACUAGCAAAGAGCAGGUUGAAGGGAGAAAUGAUUUGUUUAUUUACAAAAAAAAAACUAGUAGAUCUAAAAAUACAGCAGCAGCAGCGGCUCUGAUGUACGAUAUUAUCGCAUUGAAAAUGAUGAAGAGAAGCUGAACGUAAUACAGAGAUACACACAUACACAUUCAACUAGCAGUUUAUGCAAACAGAAAUGAAAUUUAAGAGAAAUAAUUGAAAACAGUGACACACAAUAAACUGAAAAUAUGGACAUAUUAA
Ochlerotatus camptorhynchus is the source of this 10488-nucleotide messenger RNA. RefSeq names its product toucan (gene toc). The record is from RefSeq and is a predicted model, not a curated record. Bases 2052 to 8858 code for a protein of 2268 amino acids. Gene Ontology annotation, cellular component: actin cytoskeleton; cytoplasm; nucleus. Gene Ontology annotation, molecular function: structural molecule activity; microtubule binding. NCBI's taxonomy places the organism in Eukaryota, Metazoa, Arthropoda, Insecta, Diptera, Culicidae. The transcript is spliced from 10 exons. Gene Ontology annotation, biological process: cell adhesion.